AUGAGCGACGCGGAGCAUCUAGAGCAGCGCGCUCAUAGCGACACGGAGCAUCUAGAGCAGCGCGCAGAGCGCCCACCCUCGGCGCUGAGCCUGCCAACUAUGGCUGCCCCAUCAUCCGAUCUCGCCGUCUCGUCGCCAUCAUCUGCUGGUCUCCAGACCCCCGCCCACCCUGCACCGACAUUCCAGAGCCUCCUGCUCGCUAGCAGGCCGAGCAUAUACACCGACACACCUCGUGACCACCGCCUCGGUGAGAUUGUCGAGGCGUACAUUCGGCGGCGGCCCGCAACAUCGAGCGAGAAGCGAUAUCAAAUGGACCUCGAGGGGCUCCUGGGCCUCCCAUAUCGCGUCCGUUUCGAUAACCUCGGGCUUGACGGCGACGUCGAUCUCGACAAGGUCGCAGUCCACGGGCGCGGCGCUCUCAGAGACGUGCCUCUCCACCGUCGACUCUGCACCUGGCUCGCCGCAGGCUCGUCCGCCUCAGAGGCGACGGGCGGCUCAGAGGCGACGGGCGGCUCAGUAGCGCGGCGUCCAACGGCGCGUGAAACUGCAGCUCGGGACGCCCGUCGAGGCAUUCGGCUGCCUGACAUUGUCAUCAGGGCGGUGGCCGACGCCGACAAAGUGAAACCGCCGUGCCCCUAUACGCUCUCCGCCGUGGCCGAACUGAAGCGCGACGAGGACAAGAUCAAGGCUGGUCUUGCGCAGGCCAUUUACUACGCGGCCUUGGCAAACUCUCUGUCGGGCGCGCACCUCGGUGCGUUCAUCUACAGGACUCGCUUCGUCCGCCUCUUUGUCAUUGGCCCCGAGACGGUGGCCGUGGAGCUCGAGCUCGGCGUCGACAGUGCGCCCGGGGAGUCAACGCCGACGAGGCGGAGCGCGGCCGAGUUUGUCGAGCUGCUGAGGUCGCUCUCGUGCCGUACUGUGGCCAGCAAACUCCCUUGGGACCUGAAGGCUCCCACUCAGAUCCCCGGUGUUGACGAGCCCGAUUGGGCUGCAGUGGCAAUUAUGGGGGCAUGGUCAGUCGCCGCGCACCAGAUGCUCUUGGACCUGCCCAUCGACGGGCCGUUCCCAGCCCUACCGGCCUCGCAACUGCACCUCGCAGAGCACGGGUACGACCAGCAGCUCCUCAACACCCUCUCGCUCGACACUGACGCUGUCGCUCGGCCCAUUGCGGCGCUUGCGAGACGCGAGCUUGCCAAGAAGGGGAAGGGCCGCCAGCAGCUGGCGGAUCCCGGUGCGGAUCAUCGGCCGUCCGGCGCGUCCUCCCACUUAGACGCGAGCGGAGCUGGCGAGCGAGGUGACACCGACGUGGCCCACCCGGAUGCCCAGAGACGCCGCACCAUCCAGGCUGCGACGCGUUCCGAGGCCAGGUCGCCGGAAGCCGCCGAGGGCCAGAGCGUCGGCAAGAGCAAACGCCGUCGCGAGACCGACACUGGCGACGACGCCGGCUGGUCAGGAGACGACGAGGGUGGCAGCGUCGAUGACGGGACGGACGACGACGGCAACGAGCCUGCGGCGACGAGCACCAUGCUGCUCCCACAGCCGGAAGUGGAGCUCCCCUUGCCCUUGCCGUCCAGCCCGUUCUGGGACGAUGACGACGCCGCGUUCGAGGAUUCCGAUAUGAGCCUCCCGCCCGAGGAAUUCCUCGACUUCUUCGGAGAGUCCGGGCUCAACCUUGUCAUGGUCAGCUCGGAGGAGAUGACCCGCCUUGUUGCCAGUGUGGAGCCUCCUGCCACCACAACGACAAGGACCGUCCCCGAGCCGCACGCCAAGCCCGUGUCCGCUGGCCAUCUCAACUCGUCCUUGUCGGCGCUGGGUCUUUUCUAG
Molecule: messenger RNA, 1824 nt
Organism: Vanrija pseudolonga
Lineage: Eukaryota; Fungi; Basidiomycota; Tremellomycetes; Trichosporonales; Trichosporonaceae
Exons: 1
Coding region: 1-1824 (607 amino acids)
Source: RefSeq, a predicted model, not a curated record